AGAGGAAGCCGACACAUUUGUCUGCCCCCAGGUUCCAGCUAUUUUUAUAAAAACUAAGAAGCAGCAGGUUAUUUAAAAAGAAAAGAAAAGCUGCAUGACUGAGCUCAGAUCUGUCCUCGUCUCUACUUUUGCUUUUCUCCGCUUCAUUCCAGCGCUGCGCCUUUAAAAGCACAAACUGCUCCAUGUUUUCAGACCCAACUCUUCCACGGACCCACAGACCGGCGGCCACGUACGGCUCCGCGCUCCCUCGGUUACCCCCGCGCUCCGGUGCUCAGCGGCGGACUACUUCUCAUCAACCGUCGCGGCUUUAACAACAUGUUUUAAAAGUACUUCACGGUUGUUUUUAACACGGGUGCGGGUGGGUAAGGUUUUUUUUAAAAAAAAUUCUGGAUGAGGGUUCCCUGCUGGGACUGUACAGCGGGAGGAGGGGGCGGUGUGAGGGGUCGUCCAGGCUAUCGGAUCCGGGAUCUGCUCCCAGUUAUAAGCAGACACACGCAGGCUUGUUCGGGGCAGAGCCGGACGGACGGAGGGUGGAGGAGGAGGAGGACUUUCACGGGGGUGGACGCGGAGUUUUCAACUUUUAUUCAUUAACCCUGGACGAUUUAAGGGACGGUAAAAAAAAAAGUUAGAAACAGCAGAGAGACGUUUUACUUUGGGGGAUCUGGACCUUUUUUUUGUCACCCGUGAAGACUCCGAGGUGCCGGACCGUGAGCGAAUAACUCCCCCUGGAAGUAUCACUCUUUAACCGGCUGCUGGGGCUUUAGCUCGGCUUUAGCCUCUGGAACUUCACUUUGACGCAGCGGACAUAUUUAAUAUCUCCACCAUGGAUAAAUACGAGGAUUUGGGACUGGAGGCGAGUAAGUUCAUCGAGGACCUGAACAUGUACGAAGCAUCCCGGGAUGGUUUGUUUCGGACGAGGAGUCAUGCGGGAAACAACCCAGACUUUGAGGAGACGCGAAAGGUCUUCGCCUCUAAAAUGACUAAAAUCCACAUGCAGAAGCACCAGGAGGAGAUGGCCAAAACCACCCAGGCUAUUAAAAUGAAUGGAGGUCACAGCAGCACUUAUUACACCAAAGACAGGCCGCCCAUCAACAGUUUCAGGCAGCCGGGGGAGGCGGCAGCGAAGCCCCCGAUGCUCUCCGGCCCUGCGUCGGGCACCGGGAGUCAGUACGCGCCGUUUGACGGCCAUAAACAUCACCCGGGGGUCCAGUGUGAGCUUCCAGCAGGGCGGGCAUAUGGCUACGGGAACAGCUACGACAACCAGGAGCCGCAUUCAUACCAGAACAACAGCCCUACUCCUCCUCCGAGCCCAGGAAACGUGUCUCACUGCGCGCCCACACAUGCUCGUCACCCGGUCAGCCAGCCGGCCGCCUGGGCCCCCUGCCGGGAGAGCCAGCUCUCUCCGUGUCCGUCUGAGAGCAGCACUUCAUCUCAGCCCCCGCGCCUCCCUGCGCCCCCCACCGUCAACAGCCUUCCAUCCCAGCAGAGCCAGGCUGGCAUCCCUGCUUCUGUAAACAGGAGUCCACCCUCCUCUGCCGGGCCGGUCAGGGGUUGGGCCGGAGAACCUCCUGGCUCUGCCAGACCAGACCUCAUCCCCGCCCUGCCUCUGAGUGCCUUCACAGGGGGAGCAGAUUUCCACGUGCAUCAGUCCUCCACGCAGCCUGCAGCCUACUAUGCACCACCUUCUCCAACUUUAAGAUCCUCUCCCAUCCACAAUGGCCCUGGCAGAGCUUCCCCUGUCCAACCUGCACCCCCUGAAUCACCUCAACCCAAGGUCCAGGUGGCAUCUGCUGCCUUCAGCCAUACCACUGUCUCCAAAAGCAGCAGCCAGAGUCAAGGUCAGAGCCAAAUACCGAGCUGUGGACAGGCUCUCAUUGCUGAAGCCGAGGCCCUCCGUUCCCCCAGGGCUGCCCAGCCACCCUGCCAGUCUCUACUCACGCAACCCCCUGAUCAGGGGCCCUCGGCUGCUGAAAUAAAAUUAGAAGCUCUCACUAAACGUCUGGAAAAAGAGAUGGAUGCCCAGCCAAAGGCCGACUACUUUGGAGUGUGUGUGAAGUGUAACAAGGCCGUGCAUGGAGCCAACCAGGCCUGCCAGGCGAUGGGGAGCCUCUACCACGACAGCUGCUUCACCUGCAGUGCCUGCAGUCGAAAGCUGAGAGGGAAGGCUUUCUACUAUGUCGGAGGGAAGGUUUUCUGUGAAGAGGACUUUCUGUACUCUGGUUUUCAACAGUCUGCAGACAAGUGCAACGCUUGUGGACAUCUGAUUAUGGACAUGAUCCUGCAAGCCCUCGGGAAGUCCUACCACCCCGGCUGUUUCCGCUGCGUCGUCUGUAACGAGAGCCUUGAUGGAGUGCCCUUCACUGUGGACACUGAAAACAAGAUCUACUGUGUCAAAGACUACCACAGGGUCCUGGCCCCGAAAUGUGCAGCGUGUAAUCAGCCCAUCCUGCCCUCAGAGGGGUCUGAUGAAACCGUUCGAGUUGUAUCCAUGGACAAGGACUACCACGUGGAAUGCUAUCACUGUGAGGAUUGCAAGAAGGAGCUGAACGACGAGGAGGGUCACCGCUGCUACCCCCUGAACGGCCACCUCCUCUGCCACUCCUGCCACCUGAAGAACAUCGAGCCCGGCUGCUCCUCUCCUGUCACGACCUCCUCCUUCUGAACCCUUCUGUAGGCGAACGGAGACGCCUGGUGGACGUAACAAAGAACUGCCAAAGAGUGACUUGAGCUGCAGGAGCGUACGUGUACAAUUCUUGUUGUAGAGGAUUGAUUGAUUUAACGCCUCAACUAAUACUACGGUUAGGUUUGUGUUCUGACAGGAAUGUUAAUAGGAAGGUUAUGAUGCAGUGAUGAAGUAUUGUAAUUCACCAAAACUCUUCUUUGAAUGCUAUAUAUUGACUUUGCAGUAAGAUUUGCCAAUAUCAUUAUUUGUAUGUAAAUAUCAGUUGCAUUGGCCGUGUAAAUAUCUUAUAGUCAAUUUCUUUUAGAUACAGUGUGCCUUCAAAUCCCCUUUCACACGCCUGCUGUUAAAUUACAGCUCAACAUGCAUCUACAAAUCCUCUGUCCAAAGGUUCUGCUAAGAUUUACAAAAAUAUGUGUAGGUUAAGUCCACGGAAAUCCCUGGUACCUAGUGUUUAAGUCAGACAGAAAGGAUAACUUAAUAUUCAGUCUACUGUUGAAGAUAAAUGGUUUGGUUUCCCCUCUGAACGGAGGACAAGAGUUUCUGCAUGCAAUAAAUGAACAGUGGAAACAAACUAUUUUUUAAUGAAUAUUAUCUCAAUCUGAAGUGUUCCUUCUCUUUAUAUAGUGGUUACCAGGGGUCGAGUUAGGGGAUCCGACAACACAGACCCUCAGUUUAUUGAAUCGCACACAGAGCCAGCGAUGUUGUUCAUUUCUCAUAUGCAAUAAGUUAUAACUUCUGAAUACAAACAUUUCAUUGAAAAUGUUGCUAUGCCUUUCUGAGCUCAAAAUGUUUUUAGGACUUUUCCCUUUUUGUUUAGUCUCAUCAGGAAUGCAGAGGAAAGCCAGGUAAUUGUUGUUUGUCACAUGCAGCCUGUUAGCACUUAUGCUACAUGUUUGAGUUUUCUAUGCACCUAUGAAGAGGUUGGGUAUUAGACCUGUAGAGCUACAUAUUCUGUUACAGUUGCGUUAUAACGAAAAGAUGAUACACAUCGUAGGUCUAUGUUAAUUUACUCUUGUUUCAUUUGUGCAAAAAUAAACCCCUGUGAUACUAAUGUGAUUUGCAGUGGUAAGAGCAGUUUGGAUUUAUCUUUCUUUGCCAUCCAAAUGUUAUCAGUGUCUUCAAACAUAUACAUAUGUGCUGUUAAGAAUAUAUUUAAUAAAUGCAUCGCAAUUUAAAGACUU
Hippoglossus stenolepis (Pacific halibut) is the source of this 3864-nucleotide messenger RNA. Its product is annotated as LIM domain-containing protein 1. NCBI's taxonomy places the organism in Eukaryota, Metazoa, Chordata, Actinopteri, Pleuronectiformes, Pleuronectidae. Bases 824 to 2662 code for a protein of 612 amino acids. Gene Ontology annotation, molecular function: transcription corepressor activity. Gene Ontology annotation, cellular component: adherens junction; P-body; transcription regulator complex. Gene Ontology annotation, biological process: regulation of DNA-templated transcription; response to hypoxia; negative regulation of hippo signaling. The record is from RefSeq and is a predicted model, not a curated record. The transcript is spliced from 8 exons.